AUGGCACCAUCAGAGGACUUUGUGUCUCAUGCAGCGGCUGCCCUACCCGAGUCAGUUCCCGUCAUGAUCGUUGGCGGUGGACCGAGCGGCCUCUUGCAAGCAUUGCUUCUCUCUCGCCUGGGAGUUCGAUCUUUGAUCAUAGAGCGUUAUUUAGAUCGUCUGACGGUACCCAAGGCCCACGCAAUUAGUCCGCGCUCGCUAGAGAUUCUACGCCAAUUCAGGCUGGGCGAGGAGCAUGUUCGAAAGCUGGGAACGUCACGUAAAGACGGAUAUUGGGUCAAUUUUGUCACCAAUCUCAGCGGUGAUGCCGUCGGAAGGUUGCCUUAUGAGCGCAUGGAUCCUGCCGUGCUAGAUGACACACCGGAGAUGAUCCACAAUAUUCCUCAACCAGCGCUUGAACAAGAGCUAACAAACUACAUUUUACAAGACUCAAAUAUUGCCUUGUUCAAAGGUUUCAGUAUUCACGGGAUAGAGCAGAUCGACAAUCAUGUUCUAGCUACCGUUCAGGAACGCUCAACGGGACGCCUACACUCUGUUUGGGCUCGACAUCUUGUGGCAUGCGAUGGCCGUAAGAGCAGAGUCCGUGAAAUCAUGGGGAUUCCUUCCGAAGGCGAGGUAUCUGACGAGACUAUGAUGACUAUCCACUUCAAUGCCAAUCUACGAUCCGUAGUGGGUGAUCGCGCGGGCAUGCUAUUCUGGAUUAUGGACCCAACCGGAGCGGGAUUUAUUAUUGGCUAUGACCUCGACGGCACGCAGGUUCACAUCAGUCAAGUAGAUGCGACCAAGCAGCCCAUUGAUUCCUGGACCGACGACUUAUGUCAGGCCAAGAUCCGUGCUGCUAUUGGACAGGAUAUUCCUUUUGAUAUCCUUAGCGUUCGACCCUGGGUGUUCCGACGUCAGAUCGCGCAGACUUUUCAAAGAGGCAAUAUAUUUCUUGUCGGCGAUGCCGCCCAUUCAUUCCCGCCAACGGGAGGACUAGGGUUGAACUGUGGUAUAGCAGACGCCCAUAACUUGGCCUAUAAACUUGCUUUCGUUCACCAUAAUGUGGCUAAUCCAUCCAUUCUCUCCACAUAUACGGAGGAGCGUAGAAGCGUGGCUGAUAUCUAUUCGCGGCAAAGUGUCAAGAACGGUCAGCAGAUAUUCGCUCUUUUGCGCAGCGUCAACACAGCAGGGAUCGACAACCCUGACCAGGCACGCCGCAACAUGAUGGCUGCACUGGCAAACCCGUUGCAGCGAACGAAAGUCAACGAGAGCAUUGAAGGGCAGAGAGAGCACUUUGAUAAUCUUGGGCUGCAUAUUGGCUAUGUAUAUGGAGCUAUUAAACCACCUCCUCAUGCCUCAUACUACUCGCCCCAGUUCAUUCCUGGGGCCCGCCUGCCACAUGAUUGGAUCUCGUUUCCCAGUCAGCUUUCAAAGGCUAGUCAAUCUGCACGGUCUUCACUGCCUUCUGCACCAAUCGAUGUGUCAUAUGUGAUCGAACUGGAUGAGAAACAAAUUGAAGAACGUCGAUGGAGUACAUUAGAUCUCUGUGCACCUGAUGCCUUCACUCUCAUUCUCAGCGCCAGAGAUAUCACCCUUCGUUCUGAUACAGCGAAGAUCCGAAAAUACUGUGAACCUAAGAAUCUAAGUCUGAAUAUCUGGAACCUCGGUUUAGAUUUUGGGGUAAUAAGGCAGAACUGUUUUUCGAUGAAGUUAAAUGAGACCGGCGGAAUUCUCGUUCGGCCCGAUCAACAUAUCAUGAUGAUGAUUGAUGCCACCACGACAGGGAAGAAAGUGAUUUCGACAAUUGACAGUCAUCUUGGAGAACAAUAG
Molecule: messenger RNA, 1812 nt
Organism: Penicillium waksmanii
Lineage: Eukaryota; Fungi; Ascomycota; Eurotiomycetes; Eurotiales; Aspergillaceae
Exons: 6
Coding region: 1-1812 (603 amino acids)
Molecular function (GO): FAD binding
Source: RefSeq, a predicted model, not a curated record